This is a messenger RNA of Triticum turgidum subsp. durum (durum wheat), 1422 nucleotides long. The record is from the annotation of a GenBank genome assembly. Lineage: Eukaryota; Viridiplantae; Streptophyta; Magnoliopsida; Poales; Poaceae.
AUGGAGAGCCGCGGUGGCGCGCCGUCGCCGCACCUGCUGUUCGUCACCAGCCCAAUGCAGGGCCACAUCAACCCGGUGCGCCGCCUCGCCGCCCGCGCCGCGGUCACCGUCUCCACCGCCGUCUCGGGCCACCGCCGCAUGUUCCCCUCCCUCGCGUCGCCCGGCGAGGAGGCCGUCGACGCCGCGGGCGUGCUGCACGCCCCCUUCUCCGACGGCUACGACGAGGGGGUCGACCCACGGGUGCACGACAUGCGCUCCUUCGCCGCGCGCGCCCGCGCCGUCGGGCGCGAGUCGCUCGCUGGCGUCGUCGCCCGCCUCGCCGAGCGCGGCCGCCCCGUCACGUGCGUCCUGUACACCUUCUUCGUGGGCUGGGUGCCCGAGGUCGCGCGCGCCGGCGGCGUCCCCUCGGCGCUCUUCUGGAUCCAGCCGGCCGCCGUGUUCGCGGUGUACUACCACUACUUCCACGGCCACGACGCCGUGCUCGCUUCCUGCGCCAACGACCCGGACCGCGACGCCGUCGUCCAGCUGCCGGGGCUGCCGCCGCUCAGGCCCCGCGCGCUCCCGUCCGUCGUGGCGUUAACCUCGCCGGAGCAGCGGGGCUACGAGGUGGUCGGCACGCUGCGGGACCUCUUCGUGGCGCUCGAUGACGAUGAGCACAGGACCAAGGUGCUGGUCAACACGUUCGAUGCGCUGGAGCCCGACGCGCUCCGUGCGGUGCCGGGGCUUGAGCUCGUCGCCGUUGGGCCUGUGGUGCCGGACGGCGCGUCCCCGUCCACCACAGAUCUGUCCCUGCGCGACAACGACGACGACGACGACGUGAAUGGGUACAUGGAGUGGCUGGACACCAAGGCCGCGCGCUCUGUGGUGUACGUCUCGUUCGGGACCAUAUUCGCGGCGAGCAAGCGGCAGGAGCUGGAGACGUUGCAAGGACCCAAGGCCACCGGCCGGCCGUACCUAUGGGUGUCGCGCAAGGUCGCAGAGGAUGGUGCAGAGUUGGACGGCGCGGGAGCGGGUGGCGGCGCCGACGGAGGGCGAGGGAUCAUGGUGGAGUGGUGCGACCAGGUGCGCGUGCUGUCGCACCCGGCAGUGGGAUGCUUCGUGACGCACUGCGGGUGGAACUCGGCGCUGGAGAGCAUCGCGUGCGGCGUGCCUGUCGCGGCCGUGCCGCAGUGGACGGACCAGCCGACGGUGGCGUGGCUGGUGGAGGAGUGCGCGGGCGUCGGGGUUCGCGCGCAGGCGGACGGCGAGGCGGUGGCGGAGCGAGGCGAGCUCCAAAGGUGCGUGGAGACGGUCAUGGGCGACGGCGAAGCAGCAGUGGAGAUCCGAGCAUGCGCGGCAAAAUGGAUGGAGCGGGCCAGGGAGGCGCUCGCCGCCGGCGGGACGCUGGAGAGGAAUCUCCGAGCCUUCCUGUCUGGUUUCUGA